Neopsephotus bourkii (Bourke's parrot) is the source of this 1081-nucleotide messenger RNA. It is a transcript of the gene CIBAR1, whose product is annotated as CBY1 interacting BAR domain containing 1. The record is from RefSeq and is a predicted model, not a curated record. Lineage: Eukaryota; Metazoa; Chordata; Aves; Psittaciformes; Psittacidae. Gene Ontology annotation, cellular component: ciliary transition zone; ciliary basal body. Gene Ontology annotation, biological process: cilium assembly.
GGCGGAGCCGGGGGGGGGGAGAGGGAGGGCAUGCGGCGGUUGGUGUCCAUGGAAACCAAGCGCACACGGAGCACCCCUCCUCGCCGGGUCGUUGCCGCCGCCAUCAUGAUGCUGCUGGGCCGCGGAAUGGACGCCAGGGACAAUCAGACUAGACAAAUACAAGAUGCUGUUUCAAAUGUGGAAAAACAUUUUGGUGAAUUGUGCCAAAUAUUUGCUGGAUAUGUACGUAAAACUGCCAGACUACGAGACAAAGCAGAUCUUCUAGUAAAUGAAGUAUAUGCAUAUGCAGCCACAGAGACACCAAACUUAAAAGUUGGACUGAAAAACUUUGCAGAUGAAUUUUCCAGACUUCAGGACUAUCGCCAGGCAGAGGUUGACAGGCUUGAAGCCAAGGUUGUUGAACCUCUGAAAAGUUACGGCACCAUAGUGAAGCUUAAAAGGAAUGAUCUUAAAGCAACUUUGACAGCAAAGAACCGAGAAGCCAAGCAAUUGUCUCAACUGGAAAAGACACGUCAGCGGAAUCCAUCAGAUCGACACAUUAUUGCUGAAAGUGAAUUGCAAAGAGCUUCACUGGAUGCUACUCGAACAACUCAGCAAUUAAAGGAAACCAUUGAUAACUUUGAGAAACAGAAAAUAAGGGACAUAAAAAACAUAUUUUCUGAAUUUAUAACCAUUGAAAUGUUAUUCCAUGGGAAAGCUUUAGAGAUAUAUACUGCUGCCUACCAAAAUAUCCAAAAUAUUGAUGAAGAAGAAGAUUUACAGGUUUUUCGGAGCUCACUUCAUCCACCAGACUAUCAAUCUCGCUUAGACAUAGUUCGUGCAAAUUCGAAGUCCCCUGUGCAAAGAACUGGAUCCUUAAAAUCUUCACUGAGGACAGUACAGAUUUCCAGUAUGCUGAGAAAAGAGGAAGAAGAGGAGGAGGAAGAGGAAGAUGAAGAGGAGGAAGAUGAUGAAGAGGACGAAUUAGAUGCUCAAAAAGAAAAUGAACGUUCACCAAGAAGGACCUAGCCCGGUAUCUACAUGGAAUGCUGCUUUUCUUUUAAAUAAAAGUGCCUUUAUAAUAAAACUAAUUGAUAUUUUA